This is a messenger RNA of Periophthalmus magnuspinnatus, 2233 nucleotides long. It is a transcript of the gene btc, whose product is annotated as betacellulin, epidermal growth factor family member. The record is from RefSeq and is a predicted model, not a curated record. The transcript has 5 exons. Lineage: Eukaryota; Metazoa; Chordata; Actinopteri; Gobiiformes; Gobiidae. The coding region runs from base 139 to 672 and encodes 177 amino acids. Gene Ontology annotation, biological process: epidermal growth factor receptor signaling pathway; positive regulation of mitotic nuclear division; positive regulation of cell population proliferation.
AGUCUAUUCUCUGGCUUCACAGGGCUGCACAAGUGGACAUGUGGACACUGGACUGAAAACAGAGGAUUGUCUUGACCCCCACUGCCGCCUGCGUGAAUGACCUUUACGCCUAGAUGAGUGCUCCAGACCAGAGGGGAGAUGGCCAGAGUGUACACGUUUUAUGUGGGUGUAUUGGCAGGUUUGGUCUUAUGUAAAUACUCCGAGGCGGGCUGGAAUACAACCGAGGGAAGUACUGCCAAUGAAACUGCGUGCGAUCACCAUAGCAGCGGAGACAACUGCACAGACACAGACAACUGGAACGGUCACUUUUCCACGUGUCCAGAAAAACUCACUCACUACUGCAUCCACGGGGAGUGUCGUUACAUCAAAGAAAUGGAUGUAGUGUCUUGCAGGUGUCAUCCCGGGUUUGUUGGAGCCAGGUGCGAGUUUAUAGAUUUUAGUCCACGCAGAGAAGAGAAAAAAUACAUCAUCCUCAUCUGCGCCGUUGUGGGAUUACUGCUCGUCAUAGUGGUCAUCCUUAUCGUCUUUUUGCACCGGAAGUGCAACCUCUGUCACAAAAAGAGCAGGAGUAGAAACGAGUCGAGAAACGGCGCGGAGAAAAACCACGAGGACACCAACUUGAAAUUAAUCGCCGACUCUGCAGAGCAACCGAACAGAACGAACUCUGUGUGAAGUGAAAAUGUAAAAUGUGUGUGCGUUCUGCUCGCUCUCGGAGAGGAGAGGAAUGCGUCUGACACCAGCUGCUGCCUUUUGUCACACAGUUCAGUUUCAGUGUCAUACUCGGACCACGGCACCGGCCUAAACGUCGGAGAAAAGCCAGAAGAAAGGUACGCAUCUAUCUGCUUAUUUUUCCCUGAAUGGUACCAAGUGUGACGAUCCGAUUUGGGAAUAACGUGGAUGGGCUGGACGUGUGCCUGCCUUUGUGCGAAAUGGAAAAAAGAAAAUCUGUGUCUCCAGCUGCCGGUGGAUGAUAACAGCUGAUGGAAAUAUUUGUGAUGGAGAUGCUUUCCAUUCCUGCGCAACUCCGGGAACAGCUUCUGGAAGUGUUCAGGACGAGGACGAGAGAGAGGGCCGACUGUCCCUAUCUGCGCCGUACAUGUGCAAUACUUUAAAAGACGUAAAACCGAGUAUUUUUUUUUUACAGAUUCACCACGUCUCGUAUAUAAAGAGCUGAGAAAUACGUUGUUACUUACUUUCCAAAACUGCCAGCUGCACACAGACAACACAUUGAUGAAGGAUUUCUUAGGUAAACUCAUGUUCUGACUCUGUUUACCUAAACCCACUGCCCAAACUGUUUAUUUUAUCUCAAAUCCCUGAAGUUAACACAGUGUUGGUUAUAUUUAUUCACUGAUCUUAUGUGUCUUAUUAUUAUUUUUUCGAUCAUUUCCAGGAUAACAUCGUGUCACAUUCCAUUACCAUGACCAGAUCUGUUAGUUUAGUCCAGUCUCGUAAUACUAGUUGUAUUUAUUUAUUUAUUUUUUGAACAGGGUGUGGUGCUAAUUUGUGUGUUGUGUAUGUAAGACAGUGUAAGUCACAUGGAAGAGACAAAGCAAAUAAAUAUGAACUGCUGACUGGUGGAAGUUGUGUGUACACUUUCUCUUUAUAAAUCUGUCCUGUGUUUGAUUUUGUCAGGUGUUUUCUGGGUUUUGUUGGAAGUUUGAACUAAUAAUGUCAUAAAACCUCUUAAAAAUGAGACACUGUAAUCUGAAAAAAGGCCUAAACAUAAUCCAAAUCCAGCAAAACCUGCACUUAUACUUGUCCCGAGCGUGAAUCUGCUGCGUUGUUUUCAGUAAAUGUGUGAUGAUGUUAUUUCAGGUGCGCGGUUCUCUUCAAAGCUGUCGUGCUGUUUUCAUGGGUGUGUCCACAGACUUGAUAGUGCUGUGCAGAUAUCAAAGGGCAGGGCUGGAUUUGGAGAAGUCUUUUCAAGAAAACUGUUGACCAGUAAUCUGCCUGAAACACGUGGCCACAAGAUUCACACAUCCAGAGUCCGAUUGUUCUGUUUCGAGUUCACCUUGAAGUUUAAAAUAAGACUAAAAACCCGACACAUCUCCUUAAUGUUUAGUUCCAGCUAGACGAGCCAGAGAUCUUGGUGUUUUAUUGUUUUAUUGUCCUUUGCUUGUGUGUGUGUCGUGUUUUCUGUUUUGUUUUAUGUCUGUGUGAAGCACUUCCGGCAGCUUAAGUUGUAUUUUAAAUGAGUUAUAUGAAUAAAAUUGGAUUGAGUGGAGUAUCCCCU